Messenger RNA from Sinocyclocheilus rhinocerous, 1070 nucleotides. RefSeq names its product cytokine-dependent hematopoietic cell linker-like. NCBI's taxonomy places the organism in Eukaryota, Metazoa, Chordata, Actinopteri, Cypriniformes, Cyprinidae. Gene Ontology annotation, biological process: cell surface receptor protein tyrosine kinase signaling pathway; intracellular signal transduction. Bases 87 to 1070 code for a protein of 327 amino acids. The record is from RefSeq and is a predicted model, not a curated record. The transcript has 17 exons.
CGGCAAACCGUUACUGCUCUUCUCGAGAUGAAGGAGGAGUGUGUGUGCGUGAUGAUGAUGAUGAAGAUGACGAGGCGUCUCUGUUAAUGAUGGAUGACGGGAACAGACGCGAGCGGAUCAGACCUGCACACACACACCUGGAUGAAGACAGCUGUCCUGCUGAACGAGGUCCUAAAGGUUGCAUCAGUGCAGGAGAUGUUGUGCACGCUCCUCCUCGUCCACUGCGUGUUAAGCCAGGAUGUAAAGGACCCGCCGUCAACAGAGACCUCAAACCCGGGAGACUGCCCAAGAGCUCCUCAGAUGGGCGAUUGGAGUUGAUGGGAUCUGCUGACAGGGCUGUCACAGUCCCACAGAGGCCGGUGAGAUCAUUACCCAGAGAUCACCUGCGUUUACCGCCUCUACCAGUACAGACCAUCCCUAACUAUCCAAACCAGUUUGAUGAGUCUCCUCCAUCCAGACCAGCACCAGAACCAGCGUCACCGCAAACCAGAUCACACAACAGCAGACCAGCAUGGACACAAUCCAGUCCGAGUGAGCGAGAGAAUGUUAAAACACCAUCAUCUGCAAGUCACACGUCUCACAGGUUUUCUCUGGAUCUGGACUCUCAGGAUUUGGACAGCUCCUGUGAGAGCGAGAAGAGCUCGUUCGAUUCACUCGCGAGGAAGCAGCAGCAUCACGAAUGGCCUCCUGCUAAAGGAGAAACCGACGGCAGCUUCACCAACCACAGCAAACCUGCGCAGGGAUUGGCGGAUCAGAACUGGUAUGUUGGUGCGGUUAGUCGCGUGGACGCUGAACACGCUCUUCACCUGGUCAACCAGGAAGGAGCCUUUCUAGUGCGCGACUGCUCGAAGAACACUACCUAUGAGCCCUUGGUCCUCGCUGUGUUUUACGACAAAAGAGUGUUUAACAUUCAGAUCCGCUUCAGUGAUGAAAUCAGCAAAUACACUCUGGGAACGGGCCUGAGAACCAAUGACAGGUUUGACUCGGUCACUGACAUCAUCAAGUUCCACUCCAUUUUUCCCAUCGUUCUCAUCGACGGCCGGACAUCCUCCGCGCCCGCCAAUUUAUAA